Geodia barretti is the source of this 3209-nucleotide messenger RNA. Lineage: Eukaryota; Metazoa; Porifera; Demospongiae; Tetractinellida; Geodiidae. The record is from the annotation of a GenBank genome assembly.
AUGCAUUUUUGGCAAGAUCAAGACCUACAAUAUUUCGUAUUCCAUAAUUACCGAGUGAAUAUUCUAUUUUAUAGGAUAAUUCACGAGAAUGGUUAUUCCGAGGAGGAGCGUUCUCAGUACAAGCCGGUUGUCUUUAGCAACACGGUCCAGAGCCUUGUUGCCAUCCUGAGAGCUAUGGAGAGACUCGGGAUCGGGUACGGCAGCCCCGAGAGAGAGGCCGAUGUGAAGAAAGUCACAUCCCUAGCCUCGAGUCUGGAGGAGAUACAGUUCACUCCCGACCUGGUUGCCUGUAUGAAGGGACUGUGGAUGGAUUCCGGUGUCCAGCUGUGCUUCCAGAGAGCUCGGGAGUACCAGUUGAACGACUCAGCAGAAUACUACCUGAAUGCCUUGGAUCGACUUGGUCAAGGAGACUUUGUCCCUACUGAGCAAGACGUCCUCAGAACCCGCGUCAAGACCACUGGGAUUGUGGAGACCCACUUCAACUACAAGAGCAUAUCCUUCAAGAUGUUUGACGUGGGAGGACAGCGAUCGGAGAGGAAGAAGUGGAUCCACUGUUUUGAGGGAGUGACUGCCAUUGUCUUCUGUGUGGCUCUCUCGGCAUAUGACCUCAUGCUGGCUGAAGAUGAAGAGAUGAAUCGAAUGAACGAAAGUAUGAAGCUGUUUGACUCGAUCUGCAACAACCGAUGGUUCGAAUCCACCUCGAUAAUCCUGUUCCUGAACAAGAAAGACCUGUUCAGCGAGAAGAUUGUCAAGUCGCCACUCACCAUCUGCUUCCCUGAAUAUACCGGUCCCAAUACAUUUGACGACGCCAAGAACUACAUCCGCGAGCGAUUCCUGGCCCUGAACCACGCCGGAGAAAAGAAAGAGAUCUACACUCACUUCACGUGUGCCACUGACACUGGCAACGUUCGGUUCGUCUUCGACGCAGUGACAGACGUCAUCAUCAGAAGACAUUUGCGGGCUGUUGGUCUCUACUGAUGAUGGCUGAUGACUCGACACUUCUUGUGCAUAUUCCACAAUUUUAACUUUGAAUACCUUUCACUGUCCCACAAACUAGUCUAUCAUUGCUAGCAAUCAAUACACCACCUUAAUCGCAACACAUGACUGUAUCAAAACAUGACUUAAUAAUUAUAGAGUCUCUUCUCAAUAAUGUUGUUCGCAUUGUCUUUAUGUACAUUAUCAUUAUACAUUAUACUCAUAAUUUUCUAACAAUAUUAUACAAAUGAACGUGUUGGUAUAUAGAUAAAGGAAGUAGCUCUAGGUAUUAGCAUAGUUGUGAUGCACGAGUACAAAAAGGUAGGUAAUCACUAGGUACAAUGAAUAGUUAACGAUUAUUCUUACUACUGCUAUUACUUGCACAACUGCCAAGUAUGCAGCAUAAUAGUAUAGCUAAUAAUAUAAGAGCAACAAUAGCAAUGAUCCCGGCAAUUAUCACUGACCAGAAAACAACUAUGCUAAAUGCAUACAGGUUCAUGAUGUAAACAAAAACGACACCGACAGCAAGAAACCAAUAGGUCCAUGGAGCUGCCGGGAAAUCAACCGAAGGUAUGCUCUCAAAGGCGAAAACGAAGAAUAAUACAUGAAAACUAAAGACUAGGCCUGCAAAUAUAACAGUCAGUGGGCUUUGAAAUGGAUACAGGAACUUAUAAAUAAAAGAUGUACUUUUAAGUUCCUGAAACUCUCCUAUAAGCUUAGAAGAAUGAAGACGAUCAAGGAUUACUCUGACCUUUUCCUGUAGUCCUUCUUUUACAUUGGUUGUUGAAGUAUCAUUCUGUUGAAGACUUACAAUAAAAUCAACAGAUAAUCCAAUAGAAUACUCCUGAAACCAAUAAUAAGUGACUAAAUAAAAGUUGAUGGGUCCUAAAAUGGGAAGUAUAUAACCGGCAGCCAACAUGUACCGCAAUCGGCCGUCAACUUCAAUGGAAUCACAUGACGAUUGGUGUUUAUAAAAUAUUGAAAAUGUAAUACCCAUAAGCAUUAUGCCCUGGACCAAAAUUUGUCCAAGUGUAUAAAAAAUAAAAUACAUUUGAAGAUGCCAUGCAGAUUUGACAUUGCUGGUAUCAAAUACUUGAGACAUACCUUCAACUUUUUUCGGAAAACGUUUUUCGUUCAAAUUGCAGGAGGCAAUACUCGGAACGGCGAUUCGUACAGCGAAAACAAAGACAACCAUUAAGAUUGCCGACAUAACCAAAAGAGCGCAACUGAUACCAUCGUCUUCUGUUUCAAAACAAUAAGCCUCGGAAGUGAUGAAGUCAAAAAUGGCACAAAUCAAUAGUGGAUAAAAGAUCAGCUCGGACAUUAUCACUCUUCCAAAAUCAAAAGCGUUGAUUAAACGUUGACCUGUUGUACUGUUGUUGUCGGGGUUUAAAUCAAGCUGCUCCUUUUGCCUGCAUGUUGCUCCACAUCUCCUAAAGGGGCAGCUACAAAUAAGAGCUAAAACAUCGAUAAUCUCCAAAACAGUGGCUAAAAUGCUGAGCGCAAGGUGAAGAAUGUUGAAGAUUUCAUCAUUUCCCCGUGAAAAUCUUACAAUGGAUAGUACAAGCACUGAAAUAACGAUAAACAACUCAGCACCUACCCAUAAGGCACGACCAUAUUUAUUUGUAAAAGGAAAAGCCAUGUUGCUGUGAAGCAACCAUCCUUUGGAGCGAGCUCUACAUAGAACUGGUGUCAUAUUGUUAAUCUUCUCAAAUGGCUUGUCCACCUCAUUGCUACGCUUCGAAUUCAAACGGUUUAUAAUAUCAAAUGCGUGGCAACAAUUACACAUUGGUGUCUUUGGCUCUUCAGGCUCUUUUGAUAAACUUUCAUGCAUGGCAUCAAUGAAUUUGCCAUAAAAGCUAUAGUUUAGAAGCUUUUUCUCAUUUUCGCUCUCGAUAUCUAUACCCUGUUGAUUUGCUUCCUGCUGUGGUUCAGGGUGGGGGAGUGACUGGAUGGUAGAUUGUGGAACUUGCUCACCGCUUGUGUACAACGACAGAUCCCCUUCGCUCGCAAUCAGCUCCGUCUGUUUUGGCGGGAGUCCGACAGCAGGGUCUUGCGGACUUUCCGCCGUCACAACAGGUCGACGAAGAACCGGCGAGGAUUGCUGAGGCGGCGACGCCGAGUUCUGUGGCCCGGUAUCCUCCUGCGGUAGGCUCAUCCUGCCGCUCCUAUAUACGAGACCGAACUUCUCGCUAUAGUAAGAACGAGGGGCGAGAUCCAGAAAAAUAUAUUGU